Aspergillus homomorphus CBS 101889 is the source of this 2080-nucleotide messenger RNA. RefSeq names its product 3',5'-cyclic-nucleotide phosphodiesterase PDE1 (gene pdeA). Lineage: Eukaryota; Fungi; Ascomycota; Eurotiomycetes; Eurotiales; Aspergillaceae. Gene Ontology annotation, molecular function: 3',5'-cyclic-GMP phosphodiesterase activity; 3',5'-cyclic-AMP phosphodiesterase activity. The coding region runs from base 401 to 1987 and encodes 528 amino acids. The transcript has 4 exons. The record is from RefSeq and is a predicted model, not a curated record. Gene Ontology annotation, biological process: negative regulation of glucose mediated signaling pathway; cAMP catabolic process; cGMP catabolic process.
GGCCCGCUCGCCUGUUCAGGUGACACAGCUUGAGCAAGGGACCUUUUACCGGUUUGCGACAGUGGCCAGAAGGUCAAGAGGAGGUGCGCUUCUUGUACAGUGACCGACUGUUCUGCACUGCGUCGUUCCGCCGCAGAAGGUCUAUAAUUCAGCACGCGCUUGUUAUCCGGGCUUAAGUUUCCAAAGAUUACAUUUACCAGGACCUUUCGCGGCUCGAGAUAGCACGCGGCCUGCCAAAGAACGCUUUGAAUGCAGCUUUGACUCGGCCCGAGACUAAAGCGUAGGCCCCAACCACCGGCGUCAUAAUUACUUUUGGGGCGCGUUUCCGUGGAAAAGUCUGGGCAUUAGGAGGGGUGAAGAAACCGCCUAAAUAGGGACUGGAAUAUUGCGAUUCUAAGAUAUGGCUCGCAACAUCCAGCAAAUAAGGGAUCGCGACGGUGAAGGGACGCCUUCCAAGAACAAUGACGAAGGAGAGAACUCGGGUCUGCAAGUAGUUGUCUUGGGUCCAACUGGGGGGCCUCGCGAAGAUCGGGUCACCGGCAUGCUGGUUCGCUCAACAUCGACUAAAUGGUCGACAAACUCGGUAAUUGCGGUGGAUGCAGGUACACUUCUUUGUGGGAUCAUCAAUGCUCUCGAGCCUUGCGACAACCACCAAGCUGUCUUAGAUUGCGGACCCUUCAGCGGCCUCGAGCUGCCCUUCAACAAUGCUCCUGCGAACGCAGCACACAUCUUCCGCCAUAUUAUUGGUGCUGUCCUGAUUACACACCCCCACCUGGAUCAUGUGUCGGCAUUCGCAAUCAACACGCCGGCCUUGGAAGCAGGAAAUGGGGCGACAACAAUCGCUGCUCUACCAUCGGUGGUCACUGCCAUCAAAACUCAUAUUUUCAACGAUGUGAUCUGGCCAAACCUCUCCGAUGAGGAGGGGGGCGCCGGCCUGGUCACAUAUCAGCGGCUACGCGAGGGAGGUGAGGCGAUGUUGGGAAUUGGUGACGAGAGAGGUUACAAGAGAGUCUGUGAGGGAUUGGUAGCGAAAUGCUUCGGUGUCAGCCACGGAAGCUGUAGACUACAUGCUCCCACCGAUAGCGAUGUCCACCACCGACUGAGCAGCGCAGCUUAUGGCUCGGGUCCGAUGAAACUAAAUCCGGGGGGCUUCUCGUUCUCCAUUGAGGAGUCAGACAAUGGAUACUACUCCCCGGUGGACUCGCCUGGACUUCGGGUUCCCGGAAAAGAGAAAUGGACGACUGUGGAAAGCUCUGUCUUUUUCAUCCGUUGCCCAGCCUCGAAACGAGAAGUGAUGAUAUUCGGCGAUGUUGAACCCGACUCGCUUUCCCGGAACCCGCGCAACAAGCGUGUCUGGGAAGUAGCGGCUCCGAAGAUCGCCAGUGGGCAGCUAAGGGCUAUUUUUAUUGAAUGCUCUUAUAACGAUGACGUUGAAGAUGACUAUCUCUACGGACAUCUUUGCCCAAGACAUUUAAUAUCGGAGUUGACUGUGUUGGCCAGCAUUGUGAAGGAGAACAAAUUCCCGGAAAACGAUGCGACCAAGAAACGAAAACGUGCUUCCGCUCCUGACGUGGGCACAGAUGUACCUCUUAGUCCGAAAUCCAAGAGAACAGCUCUUGCAGGAGACAAGGGCCAAAACAAUCGCCGAGGAUCCAACCGGAGCACGCGUCGUCAUACCCGUGCCAAGGCAGCAUUCGAUGAGCCCGAUGAGAAAAUGGAGGGAAGAAGGCUCACUGUAUCGCAACCUGCGACUGAUGUCGGGAUCAACACCCAACUCGCCGAGAGCUCGGACCCUCUCACAACGCAUACAUGGCCAGAGCCACCUUUGGCCGGGCUACGAAUCUAUGUCAUCCACAUCAAGGACCAGUUGACUGACGGGCCCCCUGCCGCGGAACGCAUUCUUCAUGAACUCCAAGCGCAGGGGAAAUCCGCUGGGCUGGGUUGUGAGUUUCGUGUUCCUGAGCGCGGGGAAAGCAUCUUCAUCUAGACUGCUGGUAAUACCAGUCUUCACCUACUUUAGGCUGUGUCGAGGCAUCUGGCCAAUGCGCAGAAACCUGGUUUGGGCUUCCGAGGCUGAAUU